This is a messenger RNA of Suillus clintonianus, 444 nucleotides long. RefSeq lists its product as uncharacterized. The record is from RefSeq and is a predicted model, not a curated record. Lineage: Eukaryota; Fungi; Basidiomycota; Agaricomycetes; Boletales; Suillaceae. The transcript is spliced from 5 exons. Bases 1 to 444 code for a protein of 147 amino acids.
AUGGGUGAUAACCUCCCCUCACAUUGGCAGGAGACCGAGGUCCAUGUGGAUUACAAAAUCCAAUCAGUUUACUGUUCGUUUCAACACUCUGAAGUAAGUGCAUAUUCAGGCAUCGUAGUCAUGUAUUGCGGAUAUCUCGUGCGAGACGACUGUUUGUUCCAGCGUGGUGUUGAUAUGGGACAUCCGCGCCCCGUGAUCGUAGAAGACAGAAUGGAUAUAAUUUGUCUGGCUUCCAGUGAUCUCAGGAUAAAGACGGGCGUUUACCCCUACACCUCAUUUCGUCGUGUGAAGACCGCCAAGGGGAACCCGUUUUGGUGCAUUGCCUUCGCUUCGAACCAUCCUCACGAAGGCUUACCAACCAGCGCGCCAGCAGAGGAAGAAUACAAGGCUUUGAAGGAGGUCCUGCAGAAGAAAGGCCCGCCUGGCUGGUACCAAGCCUCUUGA